GACGGUGGCGAAAGCUGUUUUCAAUUAUGUGAAGGAGAACGAGAUGCUGUACACCAUGAGCUACAAUCCCUCCUAUUGCUGGAUCCUCGCUCUGGCACUGGGCCCCUUCUUCACAAAAAGAGACAGGGACCCACAGCGAGUUCCCAAGACCAUCACCCAACUGUACUCCUACUAUAUUUACAACAUCCUGAAAAACCACGGCCGUGAGAUUGAGAACCCCCGUGAUGUGUUACUCAGGGUUGGUCAGAUGGCCUUCAGAGGAGUGUCCGAGAGGAAGAUUGUGUUUACAGAUGGAGAUUUGAUCAAGUUCAAUCUGCAGCCUUCCCAGUUCCUGUCCGGGUUCCUGAUGGAGCUUUUGGAGAGAGAGGAUUCUGCCCGGAGUGUGGUGUACACAUUCCCACACCUCACCAUCCAAGAGUUUGUAGCUGCAGUCGCACAAUUCCUAACUAUACAUCCCGAGGAUAUCCUGAAAUUCCUCACUGAAGCUCACAACACGACAGAUGGGCGAUUCGAAAUAAUUCUCCGUUUUGUUGCUGGUCUGUCCUCCCCAAUGUCAUCUCGGGGCCUGGAGGAGUUUCUGGGCCCAUUCCCUCAUGAAACAACCUGCCGGGUGAUUGACUGGGUGAAGGAGGAGUUUAAACUCCGGAGUGGAAACACAGAGAGUGAAGCUGGUAAAAGGAGCCUCCUGAACACAUUGCACUAUCUGUUUGAGUCUCAGAAUCGUGGACUGGCUCAGGCCGCACUGGGAUCUGUGGAAACACUUUCAUUCAGUGAAAUGGCACUGACCCCGAUUGACUGCGCGGUCCUGUCUCAAUUCAUCGGACUCUGUGAUACAAUAAAACACCUCAACCUGCAGGGCUGCCACAUUCAGUGUGAAGGAAUCCAGCGGCUGGGACCCGGGCUGCACAAGUGCCAGGAGUUGAGCUUUGGGAAUAAUAAACUGGGAGAUUCCGGAGUGAAACUGGUGUCUGUGGCUCUGAGGAACCCAGAGUGUAAAAUACAGAAACUGCGGCUGAACGAUGUCGGUCUCACAGAUUCUGGUGCCGAGGAUCUCGUCUCCGCUCUCAGUACAAACCCAUCACUAACGAUGCUGAAUCUGAGAUGGAACUGGCUGACAGACCGAUCUGUCCCCGCUCUCUGCCGCCUCAUAGUGACACACCCCAGACUGGAGUGGAUCGAGCUGGGGGAGAAUCAGUUCAGUGGGACCAGGAAGAAGCAAUUGAGAUCUCUGCAGGAAAACAGACCCGGACUAACAGUGAUCGUGUGA
Molecule: messenger RNA, 1267 nt
Organism: Hypanus sabinus (Atlantic stingray)
Lineage: Eukaryota; Metazoa; Chordata; Chondrichthyes; Myliobatiformes; Dasyatidae
Product: NACHT, LRR and PYD domains-containing protein 3-like
Exons: 4
Coding region: 44-1267 (407 amino acids)
Cellular component (GO): cytoplasm
Molecular function (GO): protein binding
Source: RefSeq, a predicted model, not a curated record